AUGCCUGCAGCCGGCCCCUCGAGCCGUGCAUCCAGUCGUGCACCGUCGUCUUCGCCCGAAGUGCAGGUUCCGGACAGCACAGCCGGCCCAUUCGCGCCUCUCUCGAAUGGUAUCGUGAUGAGACCACCCUUCAAAGGCGCCGAUGGUGCCCAGCUUCCGACCCAGCCAGCCGUAAUUCGGCCGGGAGGUGCUGGUGAGCGAAUUUUUGUUGCGCGUACUGGCCACCCCGUCGGCAACGUGACUGUGCCCACCAAUGUCGCUGCUGUCCUGCCAGCUAUUGCGCAAUUUGGACAUCGCCACCUGGCAGUAUCCACAACUCGCCGCCUCCUUGUCACCAAUGCAUCUGAACAUAUUGUUACAGCUGCCCAGGCUGCAAGCACCGCGAAGACGACAUCUGCGCCGGAAGCCAGCUCGCACGGGAAAGCUCGCGUGUCUCAGGUGAGGGCGAAGUCCGUUGGUGUGAAGAUCGCAUACGAUCUCUGGUGCGAUGCUACCACAUGGACGGGCAACAAGAAAUCCCGGCAAGUCCAUCGGAGGGACAAUGGGCCCAACGGUGUCUACAAGAAAUACCAGGACUCGGAGAAAGCUGCGAUUCUGGCGAAGCUGGCAGACCGGCGAGGGAGUGGGUGGUGA
Messenger RNA from Peniophora sp. CBMAI 1063, 633 nucleotides. NCBI's taxonomy places the organism in Eukaryota, Fungi, Basidiomycota, Agaricomycetes, Russulales, Peniophoraceae. The record is from the annotation of a GenBank genome assembly.